CACUAAUCGGAAUUAGUGCAUCAGCUGCGAUCAAAACAACACAAAAUCCAUUGCGAAAUUAUUUAAAAUAUCAGAAUAAUCAAACAGCUAAACCAUGGGCAAAGCUGAGGUGGGUACGCCAAAGUACCUGGCCAACAAGAUGAAGGCCAAGGGCUUGCAGAAGCUGCGCUGGUACUGCCAGAUGUGUGAGAAACAGUGCAGGGAUGAGAACGGCUUCAAGUGCCACACGAUGAGCGAAUCCCACCAGCGGCAACUGCUCCUCUUUGCGGAUAAUCCUGGAAAAUUCCUGCACAGCUUCAGCAAGGAGUUCUCUGACGGCUACAUGGAGCUACUGCGUCGGAGAUUCGGCACAAAGCGUACGAACGCUAACAAGAUCUACCAGGAGUACAUUGCCCACAAGGAACACAUCCAUAUGAACGCCACCCGCUGGCUAACUUUAUCCGACUACGUUAAGUGGCUCGGGCGGACGGGUCAGGUGAUAGCCGAUGAAACGGAGAAGGGCUGGUUUGUGACCUACAUCGACCGCAGCCCGGAGGCGAUGGAGCGCCAGGCGAAGGCCGAUCGAAAGGAGAAAAUGGAGAAGGACGACGAGGAGCGAAUGACCGACUUUAUCGAAAAACAGAUCAAGAAGGCCAAGGCCAAAGAGGGCGAAGAUGAGUCUGGGCAGGAAAAGUUCACGGAACUGAAACGAGAAGAGAACGAACCUCUGAAGCUGGACAUCCGCCUGGAAAAGAAGUUCCAACCCGAAUCAGUCCUUGGCAAAUCCGCCCUGACGUCCAAGAGAUCUGCCUCCGAAGUAGAUGAAAAAGUCUUCAAAAAACCCAAAUCUAUCUCGGGAGAUAGGGACCGGGACAGGGAAGGCAGCCAAUCCCGGUCAGCGUUGGACGAAAUAAUCAAGCAGGAGGAGGCAAAGAAGGAGCGGGCCAAUCGCAAGGACUACUGGCUGCACAAGGACAUUGUCGUUAAGUUCAUUUCCAAGUCGAUGGGCGACAAGUUCUUCAAACAGAAGGCGGUAGUCCAGGAGGUGAUAGAAAAGUAUCAGGCCAAAAUAAAGUUCUUGGAUACGGGAGAGAAGUUGAAAGUAGAUCAGGCACAUUUGGAAACUGUGAUACCAGCAUUGGACAAGCCUGUUAUGGUCGUUAACGGAGCCUAUCGGGGCUCCGAGGCGAUACUAAGGAAACUAGACGAACGUAAAUUUUCAGUUAGCGUGGAGAUCCUACAUGGUCCUCUGAAAGGACGAAUUGUGGAUAAUGUACAAUAUGAGGAUAUAUCUAAGUUGUACUGAAACGAUGCUUAUACAUUUAGGUUUAAGUUUUAUAUAAGACUUUUUAGGUUUUAAAAUGAACUCUUUAUCAAUUAAACUUUUAUAAAAAACUAUUGAAAGCAGAA
Drosophila bipectinata is the source of this 1389-nucleotide messenger RNA. It is a transcript of the gene kin17, whose product is annotated as kin17 DNA and RNA binding protein. Gene Ontology annotation, molecular function: double-stranded DNA binding. Lineage: Eukaryota; Metazoa; Arthropoda; Insecta; Diptera; Drosophilidae. The record is from RefSeq and is a predicted model, not a curated record. Gene Ontology annotation, cellular component: nucleus. Gene Ontology annotation, biological process: DNA damage response; DNA replication.